Mauremys reevesii (Reeves's turtle) is the source of this 2214-nucleotide messenger RNA. RefSeq names its product chloride channel CLIC like 1 (gene CLCC1). The transcript is spliced from 13 exons. Lineage: Eukaryota; Metazoa; Chordata; Testudines; Geoemydidae. The record is from RefSeq and is a predicted model, not a curated record. Gene Ontology annotation, cellular component: membrane; endoplasmic reticulum. The coding region runs from base 140 to 2134 and encodes 664 amino acids. Gene Ontology annotation, molecular function: chloride channel activity.
UUGCAAGUCUCUGGUUGGAGUCUUGCUGUUAGCUUCAGCAGGGAGGCAAAUGGCAUGUUCAAGUCAGGGUUGAGACGUGUCCUACAUUGCCCGCCCGCGGUGCGCCGUUUUGAACGGACGGCCCCUUAUCAGCACACGGAUGCUGGUUCCCUUGGUACUGUGUGCAACUCUCAUGAUAGGAAGUGGUGAAAUUCAAGGUGAUGAAUGGAUUGACCCCACAGAUAUGCUCAAUUAUGAUGCAGCAUCAGGAACAAUGAGACGACCUGCCAAGGUAAAUUAUGAUGACUCUGAGAAUAGGGAGGAACCAGAUGCCGUUGUGAACUUGCCAAGCACUGCAGCAGUAUCAGAGUGCCAUAGGAAAUUAGAAUCCUUAAUUCAGAAGAUUGAAGAGUAUGAGAAGAAAGAGAAGACCAAGUUAAGUGAAAGCCGUAGCAUUCAUGUUUUUAGGAGAUACUUGAAUAAGAUUUUAAUUGAAGCUGGAAGACUUGGCCUUCCUGAUGAAAACAUUGGUGAUGUGCAUUAUGAUGCUGAGAUCAUCCUUACAAGUCAGGCUCUUUUGGAGAUCAACAGAUUUCUCAAUGCGGAGGACUGGAAAUCAGGCGCUUUGGAUGAUGCAGUUAAUAAUAUUCUGAUUAAUUUUAAACAUCAUGAUUAUGAAGUUUGGAAAUGGAGGUUUGAGGACACUUUUGGAAUUGAUCCAUAUAAUUUGCUUAUGAUACUCUUGUGUUUGUUAUGCAUUACAGUAACUGUAGCUACUGAGCUAUGGACACACAUUGGUUGGUAUACUCAGGUAAAACGCAUUUUAUUCAUCAGUUUUCUCAUCAGUUGUGGAUGGAACUGGAUCUACUUAUAUAAGAUAGCCUUUGCACAGCAUCAAGCUGAAGUGGCCAGAAUGGGAAAUCAUGACACAGUAUGUGAUAAGAAGAUAGACUGGAGCGAGAGUCUUUUUGAAUGGUUGAGAAGUUCAUGGACAUUCCAGGAUGAUCCUUGUCAGAAGUACUAUGAAACGAUACUAGUAAAUCCCAUUUGGCUAGUCCCCCCAACAAAGGUAUUGGCUGUUACAUUUACCAAUUUUGUAACAGAACCAUUGAAACAUAUAGGGAAAGGAAUUGGUGAAUUUAUUAAAGCCCUUAUGAAGGAGAUACCAAUGAUGCUACAGAUUCCAGUGUUAAUCAUCCUAGCUGUGGCUGUUCUGGGUUUCUGCUAUGGUGCAGGAAGAUCAGUUGCUACACUAAAACAUUUAACAGGUCCUGAGCGGAAACCAUCUCCUUCACUUCCUUCAAGUGACAGACAGCACUGGGAACAAAUACAUUAUAAUGCAGGUGAUUCAGAUGCCAAUUACAGAAGGAAUGUUGGUGCCCUCAGUGGAGGACCUCAUGACAGAGGAGAUGAUCACAUGAGACUUCAAAAUGGCAACAGAAGCUCUGAAGUUCUGCUGCCAGGUGGUACACCAAAUGCACGAAGAGAAGAGCAUCACAAGUGUGGAUUGCACCCUGUGUCUCAAGAUCAAACAAUUUUUAGAGUGAAAACCAAUGUAGAUCAAAACUGUGAUAAAGAGAUUGCACCUGAAGAGCAGAAACUGUGCACGCUUGGAGUUGAACAAGAGUCUGAAAAGAAUUGUGAACCUCAAGCAAGUUGUAGCUUAAAAAAGGAGAAAACAAAUAAGCAAAACUCAGUUGAUAAAACAGGAGAUCUUGAAAAGACGGAAAAGGGCAGUCUACCUCGAUUAAUGGAAGGCACAGAGGAAACUAAAGCAUCUUUGAACUCUACUGAUUUGUGCUAUGGUGCAGGAAAAUCGGUUGCUACAUUAAGAGACUUUAAAAGUCCUGAGCAGGAACCAUCUCCUUCACUUCCUCCAAGUGACAGACAGCACUGGGAACAAAUAAAUUAUAGUGCAGGUGAUUCAGAUGCCAAUUACAGAGGGAAUGUUGGUCCCCUCAGUAGAGCACCUUAUGACAGAGGAGAUGCUCUCAGAGAGAGAGAGGCUCACAUGAGACUUCAAAAUAGCUACAGAAGUCCUGAAGUUCUGCCGGCCGGUGAUAUACCAGAUGCACAAAGAGAAGAGCAUCACAAGGUAGCAUCCAGUGAACAAGGUCAACAGCCUACUGUUGAAGAUCUUCCAGGAACCCCUUAGUUCCCUGGCUUUAUUUUCCUGAUGCAAUGGAACCCCAGUGUAGGUGAAAGUGCAGCAAUUAAAGAAUCAGUAAUUUAUCA